CAAAAUUCGAAGCUGCUCGUAGCGCGAGGGAGAACGAGAGGGACGAGAUCGGCGUCAUCUAGGGUUUCCAAGCGAUGAGGCCGGAGGCUGGAUCAAGCGAAUGCCAGAGUUUGGGCAGUUCUCUAUAUCCAUCUGGUCGAUUUCCAAAAGUCUCUAUUGGGAUCAGAGUUGAGAGAUGCCCAAAGAUGGGAUCUGGAUCAACAAAAGAAGAUGGUGCUGCAUUGCCUACUAGGGAGGGAGUGUCCUCAUCUCAGGGAAAGGUUUUUGAAGAAAAUAGAGGACCUGGAAUUGUAGAAGCCUCUGAAGGAAAACAGGCAGCUAAAGAUCAAAAGGCUUCUCCAUGGUUAGUUUGUCAUGAAACACCAACUACAGAGGCAGUGCAGAUCUUUGCAAAUAGGGCUUCAAUGCUACAGUCAGAGGAUGGUUUUCACAAAAAAAUUGAUACUGUUGCUAUCAGAAAAAGGACAGAGAAAGAUGGCAAGAGGGAAAGGGCGGAGAAACUUGUGUUUGCUACAAUGGAGGAAACACAUGUGCUAGAUGAAGGUAUAGGUGGAGAACAUCCUAAGGGAAUGAACAGGAACAAUAAUGAAGCUUUAAGAAUGAAGCUGUGGGCCAUACUUGGUACUGCUUCACAGAACAAGCAAAAUAUGGUCUCACCUAACUUUGAAGACACAAUAUUGCAUAUAAAUCAUAAAAGGGAAUCCCAAAUGGACAAAGUAGAAAAGCCAAAGCAGAACUCAGAUACGAUUGAGACGGAUUCUGAAAGCCCAAAACAAACCACAAGAAGACCUGUUACUCGCUCCUUAGCACGGAAGAAAGCUCCACGAACUACCGCGCACAAGUUGCCAGAUCAGGUUGGCUCUAGAAAGAGGCCUUUGUCCUCUUCCAUCUCGGGUGCUAAACUGAAACUUGAUGGGAAGAACAUCUUUUCUUUUGAGGAAGGUGAAGGAAAAGAACGAAGCUUAGAACGCACUGUCAGGUUUAAAUGGAAGAGAAGUGAGCAGAACAAGGCUAGAAUGGAACCUUGGAGGAUUUAUUUUCCUAGAAAACAGGCUUCAGACAAGAGCAUGCAGAUUGACGGUAAAGAACAAACACUGCCAUCACCUGAUAAAGCAUCACCACGGAUCAAGGAAACAGCACAUUCUUCUCAGCCAUGUCAGGGUCAGAAAGACAUUUUGGAAACAAACACUGAAGUUCCAGAUGUUAAUCAUCAUUCACAAACAGCAGUACACAAACAUUUUGCCUGCCCAUCACUAGCAUGUGAUGCGGAAACUCAUAAAUAUGAUGGUAGCUCAUUCCUGAAAAAGAAAACACGUUCAUGGGAACAUACAAACAGUUUGCCAGUGCCCAACGAUGCUUACCUGCACAAGUGGGUCGGUAGUCCAUCAGCAGCAAGGAAUUGUAAUCCCUUGGAUGACUCUCAGAGUCCAGCUGUAGCUAUGAAUGCAAAUACACCUACACCUUCACCAAGAAGGAAACUACCAAAUGAGGCUUUCUGGAGUCCUGCGCUGGUUAAGAAAAGAAAGUUGACAAGACAACUUUAUAGCUCAAAAAGUCUGGGUAAUUUAAGAAGAAAAUCUAAUGGUUCAGAUGCAGAAACAGAAACAUCUGAUUGUACUAGAGACGUUCGUCAGUCAGGAACACCACAUGUUGUGGGAAAGACAGAAAUCGAGAAGCAGCCAUCUCUAUCCCCAAUCAAGGUCCAGGACUCUGAGGGCUUUGACGCAAACAAUAUUUUUAAAAAAGGUUGUAGACAGAUUGAAAAAUGUGUUUCAGAUGCUGGCAGCCCCAAGAUUUCUCCACUCACACUUGAUCAUAGGAAAAGAGUACACAGGCAAAAAGUUGGAAGUUUGUGCAAAACCAACCUAUCUUCACCAUCUCUAGUUGGCACUUACAGAACUGAAGAAACAACUGGUUCACAUGAAUCUUCAGAUCAAUACCCAGAGGAUAGCUUGGCAAGAGCUGUCUGCCAGCUGGCAUUGGUUUUGGAAAGGUUCAAAAGCAAAGUAAAAUCACACACGAACAAGAAAAGCUCUAAGACACUCUCAGUUGCUGCAGAAAAAAUACGCCUGCAGCUACAAGAUGCUGAGUCUCAUAUACAGGCAGAUUUACGGAAGUUCAUCGGCACUGGCAAUUCCAAGAGAAAGCAUCUGGAAUCUAAAUUUCAAGAGCAACAAGGAAAGCUGAAGUUUAUACAUGACAAAUUUAAAGAGGAGGUCAAUCAGCACCUCCUGGACUGCACGAGCAUCCUGGAAGAGUUUGAAGCACACCAAACAGAACUUAAAGGAUGUGCAGACCGGCAGAAGAUGUCACAUAGGAAGCUUCUCCUGCAAGUUGAAGAAGCAAUGGAGGCUCAGCUAAAUGAUGCAGAGACAAGCAUUGGCAUGGUUCAUAAGGAAGCAAGGAGAAAGAUGAAUGGCUUAAAGCAUGUAUUGAAGGAGUUGCUGGCAGAGGGCACAAUUUGUUGAUCAGGUUCGUCAUAUGAAGGAUGAUGACACUAGCUACGGCAGGUUUCUGCUUGAAUCACACGAGUCCAUGAGUGUAAACAUGCCAAACCUUAGCGAAUCCUCAUUGUUGUUCCACACUUGUAAAAGAAAGGAGAAGAAAAAGCUGACAACUGUUAUUUUUGGCUAUUAAAGUUACAACUAUGCAAAUUAUCUCAUUGUUUCGAUGCUGUAUAUAGGACAUUAGGACCAAUGAGUGAAAUGUCCUUAUAGUCAAUGUAAAUCUCUAUAAUGAUGAUGAAAUGACCAAGAAUUGAUUUUUGUUUAA
Messenger RNA from Phoenix dactylifera (date palm), 2772 nucleotides. RefSeq names its product meiosis-specific protein PAIR3-like. NCBI's taxonomy places the organism in Eukaryota, Viridiplantae, Streptophyta, Magnoliopsida, Arecales, Arecaceae. The record is from RefSeq and is a predicted model, not a curated record. Gene Ontology annotation, biological process: meiotic cell cycle.